Malaya genurostris is the source of this 1424-nucleotide messenger RNA. Its product is annotated as acetyl-CoA acetyltransferase-like. Gene Ontology annotation, biological process: fatty acid beta-oxidation. The transcript has 4 exons. Lineage: Eukaryota; Metazoa; Arthropoda; Insecta; Diptera; Culicidae. Gene Ontology annotation, molecular function: acetyl-CoA C-acetyltransferase activity. Bases 132 to 1316 code for a protein of 394 amino acids. The record is from RefSeq and is a predicted model, not a curated record.
AUUCAACCACUGCCGGCUGCAGUCGCGUUUUAAAGUUCGAUAACAGUUGAUGUACCCUGCACCUGAAGCUUGAAAUACUUUUUCCUGUUGCAGCACUCGACGAAACUCGAAUAUACUUUAAGCUUUCUUAAAUGGCGUCGCCAGGAGAAGUUUACAUCGUGUCUGCCGCCAGAACACCGAUUGGCAACUUUUUGGGUACCGUCUCCUCGUUAAGUGCCGCUGAGCUGGGAUCAGUCGUCGUGAAGGAAGUUUUGACCCGAGCGAACGUUCCUCCGGCUGAUGUUGAUGAAGUUAUACUUGGCCAGGCACUCACUGCGGGGCAAGGUCAAAAUCCGGCUCGUCAAGCUGUACUGAAGGCAGGCCUCCCUAAAGAAGUACCGGCCUUUCUGGUCAAUAUGUUGUGCGGAUCGGGAUUGAAAACAGUGCACCUGGGUUAUCAGUCAAUACGCUGUGGAGACGCUCGUGUUGUCGUUGCAGGUGGACAGGAGAGUAUGUCAAGGGCUCCACAUGCGAUGUAUCUGCGAACCGGUACUAAAACGGGAGAAACCAAAAUGAUCGACACCAUGCUGGUUGACGGACUAACGGAUGCUUUUCACGACAUACACAUGGGAGUAACGGCGGAGAAAGUGGCUGCAGAAAAUGGUAUCACCCGAGAGCAGCAGGAUAGUCUUGCUGUGCAGAGCCAAAAGCAAGCUGAAGAGGCCCAGAAGAAGGGCUACUUUAAGGAAGAGAUAGUUUCUGUAAAGGUCCCUGGAAUUAAAGAAACAGUUGUAUUUGAAAAGGACGAGUUUCCUAAACCGGGUACGACAAUGGAAGAUCUCGCCAAGUUAAAAUCGUGUUUCAUCAAAGACGGAACUGUGACGCCAGGAAAUGCUGCAGGGUUGAAUGAUUCGGCCGCGGCCGUUUUGUUGAUGUCCGGCGAAGAGCUUCUAAAACGUGGCGCCAUGCCACUGGCACGAAUUGUCGCUACUGCUCAAACAGGUAUUUGUCCACAAAUCAUGGGAGUUGGACCGAUCAGUGCUGUGUUGAAAGUUGUGCAAAAAGCGGGAUGGAAGGUGGAUGAUGUUGAUCUUUUCGAACUGAAUGAAGCAUAUGCAGCUCAUUCGAUAGCUGUCAUCGAUGGUUUGGGCGUAGACCCGGCAAAAGUGAACAUCAAUGGCGGUGCCAUUGCGUUGGGUCACCCAGUUGGUGCCUCUGGAUGUCGUGUCUUGGUUACACUGCUGUAUGCUCUUAAGCGAACUAACGGCAAAAAAGGUGUAGCUUCUCUCUGCAUCGGCGGCGGAAUGGGAAUAGCUAUGGCCAUUGAAAUGGCAUAAUCAAUCAUUCAUUUGCAUAUCGAAUUCCGUUGAGGAUAUCUUGCAUUCCUUUACUGUAUACUUAUUUCAUUGAAUUGCGUGUAAUAAAAUGAAAUUCUAACUUUCAAA